AAAUUUAUGUCAUACAAAUAGAAUAAGCAAGUAAACCAGUCUAUUUUAAUAAGUUUCCGAAUAUGACACUUCCGCUUCCUUUUCAGCCUAAAUUUAAUCAUGGCGCAGGGCAAAAAUAAAAGGCUCACGAAAGGAGGCAAGAAGGGUGCAAAGAAAAAGAUUGUUGACCCUUUCACAAAAAAGGACUGGUAUGAUGUUAAAGCUCCUUCCAUGUUCAAUAUUCGCCAGAUUGGAAAAACCCUUGUUACCAGAACACAGGGUACAAAAAUUGCCUCUGAUGGACUUAAGGGUCGUGUAUUUGAAGUAUCUCUAGCUGAUCUACAGAAUGAUGAAAUCACCUUCAGAAAGUUCAAACUUGUUGCUGAAGAUGUUCAAGGCCGUAAUGUCCUCACCAACUUCCACGGCAUGGACUUGACCAGAGAUAAGCUUUGCUCCAUGGUGAAGAAAUGGCAGUCGCUCAUUGAGGCCCAUGUUGAUGUAAAGACAACAGAUGGCUACUUGUUACGUAUGUUCUCUAUUGGUUUCACAAAGAAGAAGCCAUACCAGGUCAAGAAGACAUGCUAUGCCCAGCAUGCACAGAUCAAAUUGAUCAGAAAGAAGAUGGUUGACAUUAUCACAAGAGAGGUAUCUGCCAAUGACAUGAAGGAAGUUGUUAACAAACUUAUCCCAGACAGUAUUGGCAAGGAUAUUGAAAAGGCCUGCCAGGGAAUCUAUCCCCUCCAUGAUGUCUAUGUCAGGAAAGUUAAGGUCCUGAAAAAACCCAAAUUUGAUGUUGGUAAGUUGAUGGAAAUGCAUGGUGAGGGUGGUACCAAGACCGUUGUCACGGAAACCGGAGAGAAGAUCGAGAGAGUAGAUGGUUUUGAACCUCCAGUACUUGACUCUGUAUAGACUGUGCUAAAUAAGUUAUGAGGCUUAAAAAAUAAAGAGAAAAAUCCUUA
Molecule: messenger RNA, 938 nt
Organism: Ruditapes philippinarum (Manila clam)
Lineage: Eukaryota; Metazoa; Mollusca; Bivalvia; Venerida; Veneridae
Product: small ribosomal subunit protein eS1
Exons: 6
Coding region: 100-888 (262 amino acids)
Biological process (GO): translation
Cellular component (GO): ribosome; cytosol
Molecular function (GO): structural constituent of ribosome
Source: RefSeq, a predicted model, not a curated record